AUGUUUUAUAAAAAUUUCGAAAGAACAGAAAUUACAUUAUUUAUAAUUGUUUUCAAUUUGCUAUUGAGAGAGAGCUGGGCGAAUAAAGAUCUAGUAUGCACAAGAAGAUUAAUUAAUGGGAAAAAAGUACUUCAUUGUAGAGAAUCAUGUAAAGGUGGUUGUCCGAACGGAACAUGCAAUCAUAAAACGCGCCAAUGUGUCUGCUGGCCCGGUUUUAAGAAACAAGAAGAACGGUGUGUUUCACUAUGUUCUGAAGCAUGUCCUGCCAAUGCUAAUUGCAUAGGGGAUAAUAACUGUCACUGCAUUGAUGGUUAUGAGGAACACAUUGACAAUAAUAAAACUAAAACUUGUAUGCCGAAAUGCAGUUUCGAUUGUGGAAUAUUUACUGAAUGCGUAGCUCCAAAUAAGUGUGAUUGUAUCGAUGGAUAUGUAAUGGAUAUAAAGGAUAAAGUAUGUAAGCCAUUUUGUGCAGAAUGCACAAAAAAUGCUGAGUGUGUAGCACCCGACGUUUGCCAAUGUAAAGAUGGAUACCACAAUGAGACGAACUUAUGCCUUCCAACGUGUACUAAGGGGUGUGGCGAGUUUGCUCAAUGCAUUGAUGUGAACAAAUGUGAAUGUAAAGAUGGCUAUACAUAUGAAAAUGAUCAAUGUCGACCAAUUUGCAAGAAUGAUUGCGGCGAAAAUGCUUAUUGUAGAGAACCCGAUAUUUGUGACUGCUCACCAGGAUAUGCCAAUCAUUCGGGAAUUUGUGAACCUGUUUGUAUAGAUGAAUGUGCUGAGAAUGCAAAGUGUGUGGCACCGAAUCUUUGUGAUUGCAAUAAGGGCUAUCGGAGUGUGACGAUAAGUGUGUUCCAGUUUGUUCAAAACAAUGCCCAAAAUUCAGAAUGCAAGCAACCUGAGAACUGUAUUUGUAAUGUGGAUAUAGUAUGA
Teleopsis dalmanni is the source of this 930-nucleotide messenger RNA. RefSeq names its product von Willebrand factor D and EGF domain-containing protein-like. NCBI's taxonomy places the organism in Eukaryota, Metazoa, Arthropoda, Insecta, Diptera, Diopsidae. The record is from RefSeq and is a predicted model, not a curated record. The coding region runs from base 1 to 930 and encodes 309 amino acids. The transcript has a single exon.